Molecule: messenger RNA, 1467 nt
Organism: Phycomyces blakesleeanus NRRL 1555(-)
Lineage: Eukaryota; Fungi; Mucoromycota; Mucoromycetes; Mucorales; Phycomycetaceae
Exons: 2
Biological process (GO): SCF-dependent proteasomal ubiquitin-dependent protein catabolic process
Cellular component (GO): SCF ubiquitin ligase complex
Molecular function (GO): protein binding
Source: RefSeq, a predicted model, not a curated record
CCUAGUCUAGACAACAUCCCUACAGAGAUAGUCAUACAAAUUCUCAAAAACCUCACUCAUCACAAAGACAUUAUGAAUUGUGCCCUAGCAAUUCGAUCCUGGAGUUAUUGCUGUUAUGAGAUUAUAUGGUUUAAACCAAACAUGAUUCGCCCUACAGUAUGGGCAAAUCUCUGUAGCACUCUCAGUCAAUCCACUCCCACAUACUAUCCCUAUCACUCCUUCAUUAGACGUAUCAAUCUUUCUGCCCUUGCUGACUGUGUAAAGGAUAACCACCUUUCCUGUCUCUCUGUAUGCGAUCGCCUCGAACGAAUCACCCUCACAGGAUGCCACAAACUCACAGACGCUGGACUUUGUGGCUUCCUUAGCAAGUCUUCAAGUGCCUACUUAGUAUCAAUGGAUCUAAGUGAAAUUACAAACAUCACAGACACCACCAUAUUAAAAAUAGCAGAAUGUUGUCCAAGGUUACAGGGUCUCAAUUUGAGCAUGUUUAAAGACGGACAAGAACAGUUUCAUGGCGUGACUGAUGAGAGUAUUAUCAAACUAGCCGAGGGUUGUAGAGGAUUACGACGGGUCAUCUUAAACAACUGCUCUUUACUUACCGAUGCGUCUAUUACUCUGUUAGCAAAGAACUGUCGCUCUUUGUUAGAAAUUGACUUGAUCAAUUGUGCUAUCACUGAAGACUCGCUUCAAGCCAUCUUUAAACAUUGCCGAGAGUUACGAGAGUUUCGACUUAACCAGUGUGUUAAUCUUGGGGAUUCCGGAUUUCUUGAUUCCGAUCUAGCUCCCAGCGUAUUCAGAGAGUGCCCUUAUUAUGACCAACUAAGAAUCAUUGACCUUACUGGCGUAUCGAAGAUUACAGAUGAUAGUGUAAUACGAAUUGUUGAGGCAGCCCCAAAGAUCAGAAAUUUUGUUCUCAACAAAUGCCACAACAUUACUGACAAGGCUGUCUUUGCCAUUUGUAACCUUGGCCGAUAUCUUCAUGUUCUUCACCUUGGACAUUGUUUAAACCUUACAAACCGUUCAAUUAUCCAACUAGCCCGUAGUUGCACCCGUAUUCGCUACCUUGACCUUGCUUGCUGUACUCAGCUUACUGAUGCAGCUGUUUUUGAACUCGCUAAUCUUCAAAGACUUAAACGUAUCGGUCUUGUCAAGUGUUCCAAAAUCACUGACGAAUCGGUCAAAGCUCUUGCGAGCCAUGCUCGUAUAGCCAAUUCUCUCGAGCGUGUUCAUCUCAGCUAUUGUUCUCGACUUACCAUCUCAUCCAUUCAUUGUCUACUUAAUGCAUGCCAGUUGCUUACUCACCUCAGCCUUACUCAAGUCCGAGAUUUCCUUCGCGCAGAUUUCCAACAUUUUUGUCGUAAAGCACCCAGCGAUUUUAGCGAGCAACAGCGCCAAGCUUUUUGCGUCUUUAGUGGCAAGGGUGUCCAAAACUUUAGGAAUUAUUUAAAUGCUAAUGAAGGCAUGUUU